This is a messenger RNA of Suillus clintonianus, 1482 nucleotides long. RefSeq lists its product as uncharacterized. The record is from RefSeq and is a predicted model, not a curated record. The transcript is spliced from 2 exons. NCBI's taxonomy places the organism in Eukaryota, Fungi, Basidiomycota, Agaricomycetes, Boletales, Suillaceae. The coding region runs from base 1 to 1482 and encodes 493 amino acids.
AUGCACCAGGCUCUACUCAUUUCCGAAGUUCUCUUGGAGAUAUUCACACAUCUGAAGACCUGGAACCCACCCGAGCCGUUCAUAGGCCACAAAUCAUUGGUUCGGAAAUAUCUUGCAGCACUUGCAAGGACAUGUAAAGCCUUCUACGAACCUGCAAUGGAUUUGCUGUGGGCUGACUUCGAUUCUGACGAGGAUUUAAAUCCGCUAUUCGGUUGUGUUACGAGGCUACAUCCGUUGAUAUAUGAUAUCGAUCCAACUCACGAUGAAUCCACCUCACCAACAAGAGUCGAACCAUUAUCUGCCGACGAGACCCGUCAGUUUUUGCGUCACUCCCACCGUGUUCGCUCGUUGCACGUAUCACCCGAGCCGUUUCUUUACCUCCUCUCAGCUAUCCCCAUGGAGGCAUGCGUCUUUCCGAGGCUACAGUCGUUACACUGGUGGGCUGACACCGACGAAUAUUUCGAUCUAUUCCGGUCCCGUACGCUGCGCCGGCUUUCUCUGUGGACCCUCACUAAAGAUCUGCAAUCUAUUGUCGCUCGCUGUGAUACUUUGGAAGACUUGUCUGUCGGCGACUAUGAGCUAUAUGAGCCGUCCCUGCUGUCUGACAGCGUCAGUCUGUGCAAGCGGCUUGUGAAUCUGCAUUGUCCGCUGCUCGACUGGGCAGGAUGGAAUCACCUCUCCAACAUCCCCACUCUUCUCACAGUGGAGGAUAACAUCGUCCCUCCUUGGCCGUCGGACCAAGUCUUCGAAGAUUUCUCACAAUUCCUGAAUGUCACGUUUCUUCAGUUCUUGCUGGAGAAUGUCGCAUACACGAUCGCAAUCAUGGAACUUUCACAAUUUCCCUCACUGAAAGAGUUCGAGUACAUUAUUGAAGAGAUGACUGCGGCAGAGGCUGCCCAACUCUGUCGUGCGCUGUCCCACUGCAAAGCAAAGCAGACCCUGGAAUCAAUCAACAUCCUCACUUUAGAAUCCCAGGAGCCUCUGGGCACGUUUCGAACCAUGAUUCCACACCUCCUUUGCUUGACACAACUCCAAUAUCUGCGGCUCCGUUGUGAAGAUAGCUUCGUUUACAUUGACAACGAUCUUCUCUUGAAAGCCAUGUCAGCUUGGCCCCACCUCCGCCAUCUGGACUUGGAAACCUCGUAUCUUUAUCCUUCCGUCACCUUCCGCGGAUUAUUCACAGCGCUCCGUCGAUGUCCACACCUGCAUUUUCUGCGAAUCGCAGUCGAUAUUGUGAAUAUCGACAUCGAUCCCAAUGCCGAACUGACACCGCAUACCUCCCUAGAAGUAUUGAAGUUGGACACAGAGCCAGAGUCACCCAUACCGAAUGCUGAAGCGCUCGCUCGUCUCGUUUUCACCUGGCUCCCUUGUGUUGACCAAGUUGGCGCGAUGGGGGACUAUCGGGAGCACUGGGAGCACUGGGAUGAAGUCAACGGCCAUCUUCAUGAUUUGCGAGACCAAAAAGACCGAACGCGUGAGUAA